AUGGCGUCCCUGCUUGCUCCGGUUUACAAUUACCUCAGCCUUGGCAAUGUUUUUCUGCUGUUACUUUUGCUGUUCCUUCUCCAUUACCUGAUGGUGCUUUACGAGUUCAGAAACAUGCCACCUGGUCCACGCUUAACAACCCUCCCCGUUCUUGGAAACACCUUCUCUCUUGACCAUAAGGCGGAACGAUUUCCGGAAACCUUUCGAAGGUCAGUACCUCUAGUAAUUAGAAAAGGUCAGUACGGUGGCUUAAGUCAGAAAACAAACGUUCUCGCUUUAUCCCUUAGCUCGGACAAUAGUGUAUAGUUAAGCAUACCUGGUGUACGAAAACGCAAAGCGCAAAGGCGUUGUGCAUUGCAUGAUGAAAGUUUUUAAAAUGCAAGGCGCAUGAUCCCCUAGCAAAGCUUAGGCCUCUCACGGCGAGGCAAAAACGUUUGCUGCAAGCAGGGAAAACACAUGACAAAUGAAUUUAAAGUCAACAUAUUGUGCUAAGAAAUUCACACAUGUAAUCUAUGUAAAAAUGAUUCUACUUGCCGGCGUCGCUAUCCUAGGUACCAGAGUUUUCUUCUCGCGUGCGACAGGAAGUUUCGUUUCGUCGGCCGCAGGCCGACGGGUGUUUGGCCAAAGGCCGAAGACGCGAGCGGCGAAGCCGCGAGAAAAAAAACCGCUUUUCGCGGGAGUCACUUUAAGACAACCGAAAUCGGAAACCGCGCAUGAAAAGCCUCUGGCACCCAGGUUACGGCGUCGCAUGCUAGAAUCAAAACGAUAGGAUAACGAAGUACCAGUUGAACCUUUCCACAACGGCCACCAGCUUUGGGACAGAAGAAAGAGGCCGUUGUAGAGAGGUUUAAACAAGAGUAACUGUAUUGACUGUCCGCCCAAAAAAGAAGUGGCCGUUGUAGAGAGCUGGCCUAUAUGGAGGGGUGGCCGUUAGCCAGUGGAGGUUCAUUUUGCAGAAAGGGUCACUCUCAUGUCGCGAACCGAUCUUUUUUGUGCGCCGUUCCCUUUCAGAACUGCAGGACUGAGUCUCAUUUUAAGGUGAUGAUGACUGAAUAGACAUUGUAGAGUUUGCUCUCAUUUAGGGACCAUAAUGGCAUUAUUAGGGAUGAACGUGGUGAAAUAUCCUUUUCAAAAAUGUAACUUGUCUUCUUUAGGCCACGUGAGAAAGACGUCUGUGGUAGAAGGUUCACUGGCCUACCCGAGCUUCUCUGGGCGAGCCAACUCUUCAAACAUUUCUUUGUAAAACGUGGCGAACCGCGGCCAACAAAAAAAAAAAAGAAAAAAAAAAAACGAACAAAAAGUGGGCUCCGCGGGUCACCCCUUUGUGAUGGUAGGGUCACCCUCCUAGCCUGCCCAAGUUUUCUCCCUAACAUUUACAUAUAUCAUCUUGCAACAUCUAUAACAGAUAUAUUCGCAAGCUCCUAAAUCAACUCGGUCGAGGUGACAUAAUCAGAGCAUGUGCGAGGGCUGUUUUAGACAAACAAAUCACGUGCAUAGUAUGCAAGAGCGCUGUUAUAAGAGAACGGUUGAGCGUAGACUACGAGUAGUCCCUCACUUGUCCUCAGGGAUAGUAGAGCGAGCGAAACGCGAGAACGCGAGCACGCGCGCUCGCGUUUCGCUCGCUCUACUAUCCCUGAGGAAAAAUGGGGGACUAUUCGUAGUCUAGGUUGAGCAAGUGGCUUUCGUGACUUUCCCAUAGAGAGCCUACUUGCAGGCUAUUGCUCGCAGAAACGAAAGCACUCAUGCACGACAGUUAGCGUUAAAACAUAAAUAAAUAAAUAAACAAGAAGAAGAAGAGAAGAAACACGUUCCCCUCCACAAAAAUUUAAUGGAGGAGUAUGGUUAAAAGCAUUGUUUUUCAUUUAUUUCCGCCCUUUUUCUUAAAUAUCCAGCAAAAUUUCAUUCAAUCAUAAAAUGAAUCAAUUAUUUUGGACUCCUUGGCUCAAAAAUUUUUGGAGAAGUUUUGGCUUCUCUUUUUUCGAAUGUUUUAACGUAAAAAAUCAGAAAUAUUGGAUUUUGGGGGCUGUUAAACAUUUAAAUAUGAAGUGAAUAAUUAGUAAAAAAAAUAGUUGGUAGUCCACCAUCACAAUAAGGUGCCCCUGAUCCUAUAGGCGGACUAACUGAUUGAUGCGUAUACCUUCUCUACCCUAAUUUAUUUCCUUCCUAAUCUACAUCAUUCCCUCCCCCCCCCCCCCCCAAAAAAAAACACCCAGAAUGCUCUCUUGAUGGUCGAGCAAUUACUUGUCUAUCGCUACAAGAGAGGAUUAUGCACUGCGACCGCAAUCAACGAAAGCAUAAGCCCAUCCUAAAGAGAAAUAAAACUUCUCUUCACCUCGUAAAUCAAUUCAUUGAGCUCUCCAUUUGCGACGCCAAAACCCUUCCUUUCACUUUCCUAAAACUUUUACAUUGUAGCCUUCGAGACAAGUACAACGGUAUUUUUUCCGUGAAACUUGGAAGCUUCAAGGCGCUUAUGGCAAGUUCCUCCGAGGCUGUCAAAGAAGUUCUGGUGAAGAAAUCGGCUGAUUACGCUGGAAGACCGCAAAUGCACGUUUUUUAUGAGUCUACGCUAGGUAUGUUUAAAGUUAAGAGCACGGACGCAACAACUCCUAACAUUGUUGAGGCAACAAUGUUGGAAGUUGUUGCGUCCGUGUGGGAAGUGGUGUGGAAACGGAUGCAACAGCUUCCAACAAUGUUGGACCAGUAGUGCAUCGUAGAAAGGAUACAACCCAUAAGACUUUGUAAACUCCGAGAAGACCCCGUGUAAUGAGCGCGCGUGGCCCCAACAAUGAUGAAAGAGCUGUACAAAGGGAUCCAACAUUGUUGCGUUACGCUUCGGGGACCACGGAAAAAAAGAAAUGUCGGGAGUUGUUAACUCAAAAGUUGACCCAACAAUGUUGGGAGUUGUUGCGUCCGUUUGCACGCAGCUUAAAGAAUUUAGUUUUUCCGAUUAUUUACCUCUGGAUGAGCUGUAACAGCUAAAUUCAUCUUCACACUACAUCCAAAUUUAUCUGCCUUAAUUAACCGUUUAAAUCCUAAAAUCCAAAUCGAAGUUCUGACUUGUUAACGCAAUAAAUGGAAGCAGAAGGGAGAAGUUUUUCUAGGUAUAAAUCCAUCUUGUAAGAUCAUAUCCAUAAUUCGUAGCUUAUUGAGACUACAUCCUUUUAUACAACGGUUAUGUAACACUGAGAAAUUUGAUGCUGGUCACUUUUUUGGCUAUACAAAUGGUGAGAACAAAUCAACGUUAACCUGAUUAACUAACAAAUCAGUUACCCUUUUCGCGGCUGAUGCCUUUAGGUGAGGACAACUAGCAUCGUCUGAGUAUGAGGCCCUUCCGUGUGGAAAGAAGGAAAUAAGCCUUAUACUCGGACUAUGAUUAACUCUUUUUGUAUGAAUUGAUUGACUAGAUAGAUAUACAUAAGGUACGGUUAUACAUUAGGCCAUUGAUUUACGUCAUUGUCAUGGAAUAAGAUCAUCGAGAACGAGCGCUAGAGGCGGUCAUCUUGACCGAGUCUAGCUUGAAGUUGACUGGUCUAUCUCUGCUACUUAGGGGACGGGGGAGGGUUUAAAAUGAGGCGAGAAAAAUUCGUAUUCUAUCCACAUGUAUCCCUUCUCCAACGCUCGCCCCAGUGGGUUCAUUUGAAACCAACUGCAAAAUGGCUACCAGUGAGGCCUCAACCUCGUUCCCAGGUUCUCUCUCCUCGGGUAGGAGAGAACCCUGGGGACAAGGUUGGUGAGGACUGUGAACGUACAGUCUAUCUCUCCCGCGAAACGUCCCUAGCGGGCAAGGAGCCACUGGUUUGCAGAAGUUUCAUGAUGAAAACUACUGCUUUAUGGUAAGCAAACAACGCUUUUCGUAUUGCAGGAGGGAAAGACAUAGUUUUUGGUCAAGGUCCUGCUUGGAAGUUCUAUCGAAAACUCUUCACAACAGCUUUGCGCCAGUACCUCUCGAACUCUCCUCUGAUUGAACAAAGAGUCACGACACAGAACAACAAACUGGUAAAGGUCAUAGAAAAACAAGCUGGAAAACCUUUUGAUCCUUCAGAUUGCUUGCAGAGAAGUGUUGCCGACGUUAUCUGUGGAAUUACUUUCAAAGACGGCACCGACACAACGAACCCAGACAUGGACGAGCUUCUUAAGCUAAAUGUUAUGUUUGCUGCCAGCGCGGAUGACGCUCAGUUGGCUUUAGUCCUUAAUUUUUUUUCGUGGGCACGUCACCUGCCCAUAAAUGGAUCUGAUCGUAUCAUCCAGCUAUUUUUUAAGAUGCACGAUAUCAUUCGGAAACUACUCAGAGAGAGAAAAGAAACUUUUGACCCGACAGAACCAGUGGAAGAUUUUAUGUCAGCAUUGCUUAAAGCCCAACACGACUUCGAGGAGGAAUGUGAGAACGCUGAAGAGAGGUCUACUCUGCUUUCUGAAGACCACUUCAUCGCGGCAAUUGAGGAUAUGUUUUUUGCUGGUUACGAAACCACCAGCACGAUAUUGAGAUUUGCCCUUGCUUUCUUAGCCAAUAAUCCAAAAUACCAGGAAGAAAUACAACACCAGUUAGAUGAAGUGCUUGGGAGUCGCAGACCCUCGUUGGACGAUCGCCCAAAAUUGCCACUCAUUCAAGCAACGAUCUUGGAAGUACUGAGGCUUGGAAACGUGCUACCUCUAGCAGUUCCUCAUGUAGCGGUAAACGACACAACUCUCGGUGGAUACCGUGUCCCGAAGGGCACAGUUGUCUAUCCUAACACAGAAGCUGUUCAUCUUGAUCCCAAAUGUUGGGAAAACCCGACCGUGUUCAAUCCGUACCGCCACAUAGACGCAGAAGGCAAGCUGAUCACCAACCAAGGAAAUUUCUAUCCCUUUGGAGCUGGUCGCCGCUCUUGCGCCGGUGAAUCCCUGGCCAAGGUUGAACUGUUCUUGUUUUCCUCGUGGUUGCUUCAGAGCUUUACUUUUGUUCCCGAGGACGGACAUCCACCCAAACCCAAAGCAGGUCUUGUCCAGUUUCCUUCUUCCUACACCAUACGUGCCAUCAAAAGGAAGUGA
This is a messenger RNA of Porites lobata, 5028 nucleotides long. Lineage: Eukaryota; Metazoa; Cnidaria; Anthozoa; Scleractinia; Poritidae. The record is from the annotation of a GenBank genome assembly.